Messenger RNA from Cheilinus undulatus (humphead wrasse), 6766 nucleotides. It is a transcript of the gene leprotl1, whose product is annotated as leptin receptor overlapping transcript like 1. NCBI's taxonomy places the organism in Eukaryota, Metazoa, Chordata, Actinopteri, Labriformes, Labridae. Gene Ontology annotation, cellular component: endosome. Gene Ontology annotation, biological process: negative regulation of growth hormone receptor signaling pathway; late endosome to vacuole transport via multivesicular body sorting pathway. The coding region runs from base 79 to 474 and encodes 131 amino acids. The transcript is spliced from 4 exons. The record is from RefSeq and is a predicted model, not a curated record.
UUGGUCGGACUCGGAGCCGAGGAGGGGGGCACUGUUAUCAUCCGUCAGGGCUGUGAGUCGAGCUUUUGUCCAGAAGAAAUGGCUGGGAUCAAAGCUCUCAUUAGCCUUUCCUUUGGAGGGGCCAUUGGCCUCAUGUUCCUCAUGCUAGGAUGUGCCCUCCCUGUGUAUGACAAAUACUGGCCUUUGUUCCUCCUUUUCUUCUACAUCCUCUCCCCCAUCCCAUACUGCAUCUCGCGGAGGGUGGCUGACGACACAGACUCAGCCAGUAAUGCCUGCAAAGAGCUGGCCAUCUUCCUCACAACGGGCAUUGUCAUUUCAGCCUUUGGCCUGCCCAUCGUCUUUGCCAGAGCUGGAGUAAUCGCCUGGGGGGCAUGUGCGCUCGUGUUAACGGGUAACGUAGUGAUCUUCGCGACCAUCCUGGGCUUCUUCCUGGUCUUUGGAUCCAACGAUGACUUCAGUUGGCAGCAGUGGUAAAACAGCAGGGGGAGGGGAGGGGGGAAGUUAGUCUGAACUGUUUUUAUUAGCGUUACAGUUAUUAUUAUGGUAUUACUGUUUGGUUCUUGUUGUUGUUAUUUAUAUGAUGACCGCCCAUCCAUAGACUCACACCAAACCAGUGCAAUACUUUAUUUUUUUCUUGUUUUUUAUUCUACCGCCUGCAUCAUACUGAACUGACACAAGUGAGAUGGAAAAUGCUGACUAUAAGUUGGAUUUGUACUUAUUUUAGUCACUCUGUAUGACUUCUGUGUUUGUGAUUUUUCUCCAUGUGUGUCUGCUUUCAUUUUAAACAUUGUGAGCUUAUUAGCUUCUUGUAAAAAAGACUACAAGUGAAUGUCGAAAUAUGACAUGAUGUGACUGAAAGGCACAGGAUUGCACAGUCUGUGCCCCCUUGUCUCCAUUUAAUAACACUCUAGAAAUAUCUGGAACAACACUAUGAGAGCACAGAUUGUUGUGCAUUUCAAGUGCUGAGUUGAGAAUAAAUCAGCAGAAAACUGUUGAAAGAUCUGCACAGAACAAGCUCCGAUUACACCUGACACUGGUCUUAUUGAUUGAAACUGUGUCUAUUUUUAUUUGUUACAGUGACAGGUGAAAAGUAAGCUGAAGUAAUGCAGACUUUCAACAGCUCUGUGCUUAUUCAAUACUAAACAGUGAGGCUAGAAAAAAAUACCUACCAACCUUGAAUCGUUUGAUACCUGUUACAUUUUUAUGUCUAUUUAUUUUUCAUUUUCUGUUUAAGACUUUGCUCUAAGUAAACGUUUUGUCUUACCCCUUUGAAUGUCUUGAAGUCAUAAAAAAAUCACAUCUCAUGUUACAGACAUUGGGAGGCACAGUGAGUGAAUGUUCCUCCUGAUCCUGGAGACCCUCAUCAUCACCACAGAGAUCAAAUGAAACUGACUCUGUGUUUUCCAGGGUGCAAGUGAGCUGCAGGUUACUUGUUCACCAUGUUGUUUUGCACAUGAUAGCUUUUCCUAGGGCUGGGCAAUAUGGACUAAAAACCAUAUCUAAACAUUUUUGAGCUAAAUGGCGAACCCAGUAUGUAUCUUGAUCUUUAUUUCUGUAAAGAAAUAAAAAUGGUUGACCGAUACCAGCUUUAUAAACUUUGAUUUGAUUUGAUUUGAGUAAAAAUAAAACCAUGUUGGAACCUGACUGAUACUACGGCAACAAAAGUAGACAUUCUAGACAUCCAAUAUUAGAUCGUUUUUCUUUUUUUGUUCUCAAAAAUGGCAGAGAAACUCCUUCACACUGUCUUUAUUGUACAAAAACAUUGGCAACAUUGCUGUACAUUGAGGUUGCUAAUUUUUUCUAUACUCCUAAAAAACCAUGUGUUUCAUAAUGAGAAAAUCUGCAUUAUUUUAAUGAUUGGUGUAUAAAAAAAGUACAGAAACUUGUGGAUCAGUCAUAUACAAAUAUUUUAAAGAUAACUAUUUGGGCUUUUUGCCCUUAUUCUGAUAGGACAGCUGAAGAGAGACAGGAAGCAGGAGGAUGGUGUAGGAAAGCAUGCACCAAACGGCACUGGGGUUGGGAUUUGAUCCCGAAGCUAGUGCAUUGAGGGACACCUGCUCCACCAACUGAGCUAACCUGGCCCCCUCUGGUCAUAAUUUUAAACAAGACCGAGAGAUCAAUGUCUUGCAGUAUUUGGUAGACUUGUGAGGAUGAGGGUUUUCCUCAUUCUUUGCCAUUUCCACCCACCCAUUUGUGCUGGAGAUACCCAAUAUUAUCAGUACAAUAUUGGUAUCAGCAGAUAUGAAAAUAUCAGUCAAUAUUUUUGCUAUAAAAUCUUAAAAUCUCCUUUUUCAGCUGUAAAUAUUGGCUAAUAAAAAUAAAAUAGUGGAGUUUUAGGUUGGAACAACAGACCUAUGUCAGCUGAAGUAUUGUUCUUUAUUCAUCAUCAUUCCUUACACUUUAACAUGUAUUUUAUGGACCAAAGGUGUCUGAUCUUCAUUUCAAUAUCAGCAUCAAUAUCGGCUAAAAUUAAUUUGUAAAAUUGGCAUAUCAAAUUUCAGCAUAAAUCCAAAAUUGUGCAUCCCUAAUUUGUGCAAUUUAAAUAGUGUGCAUAAGUUUAAAUGCCACCUUAGAAAAAAGAGCAAUAAACUGCCCAAUAUUUAGAGUCUAGAACUUCUAUUUUUUGUUGCUAUGGUAUCUUACAGUUAUCAAUAGGUUUGGAUUUUUACUGAUAAUAAAAAUUCUCCUAAACUGAAUAGAAGAAAAAUCCCUUUUUAGUUUAACUAUUUUAAAUAGAUUAUGUUGUGGCCAAUAGGUUUGUUACUGUUAGUAGCUUUUACCACUAAGCAUUGGGCUUUGCAUCUAUUUGUUCCGAUAAUUCAUUGAACAUUGAACUCACUAGUGGCCAGAUGAGGAUGAUAGAAAUGUCAUUUAAAUGCUGCAUCAUCUAUAAUUCAUACAAAUGAUAAUGUCUUACUAUUGUCUGAUUUGAAAAUAUAUCAUUUUAUCUCUAAAAAUCUUGUUAUAUUACCCAGCCCUAGCUCUUACCUCCAUCUAAGUAUGGGUAAGCUUUGCCUCUUCAGGUCAAGAAAGCAUGAGUAGCCCAUGGAAGCUGCCAGCUAGUGUAGGAUUAGCUUAAGGACAGCAGCCUCGUGUGAAAGUCAGCCAAGAUAAGAACUGGGCCAAUUAUAAUCAAGUCCUGUUCAGUCACUGACAGCCGUUAAAUGUGACUCCUUCAAAAUAAAAGAACUCAGCUGCAUUGAGGUUGAAUUUCUCUGUAGAAGCACAUAUUGGCGUCACAUUUCUUCACACCAGCAUUUCCUGUUUUUGGUUCUGAGAUGUUGUAUGUCCUUUGGCAUGUUUGUAGGAAAGUUGUCUACUGGUUUGUUUAAUCUGUCUGCAGCUUUGGGAUCAGCAGAGUCUGCUGUCCUGUCAGGCACAGCGCUCUUGUUUGCUAUUUGACUGUAUUAGUGGACACUAAACAAGCUAGCAAGCAUCUGCUGCCUCAUUUAUGCACUGGCAUGUUGAAUAGAGCGUUUGUGCUCUCUGAAAGAUUAAAAACAUUAUUUUAAAAACACUGGAGCUCUAUAAUUAGUUCUCACCCCUUUAAUCCUUAACUAAAUGAAUAAUAUCCAGAAUUUUGCCUCCCAGAAUAAAUUCCAUUUUCAUAAACCCUUUUGUCUAAUUGUUAGGACCACACACAGUCAUUGAGAGAUUUUAGAGGAAUUAAAGAAUUAGUUAAACAUUUGAGCCUGAGAGCAAUUAGCAUUAAGACGAGAAACAGGGGGGUGACAGCUAUAGCUUCUAACAGUUCAUAAAUAAGUCUUUGGACACCUCUAAGCUUAUUAUACACAACAGAAAACAAAUAUUUACAUAUGAACUGUGGGUUAAUGGGGAGCUUAUUCACUUACCUAACUCCCUUAUGUACUAUUUCUUAAUUGCUCUGUUUGUGUCAGAGUCCAACAGACGAGAUACAACAUGUUUAUCUAUAAAGUUAAGAGAUGUUUGAUUAGAGCCAUUAAAGCUGUUUACCCCCACUGCCAGUCUUUAAAGCUAACUAAUUACCUACAAGCACAGGCAUGAAACCAUCUGCAAGCAAAGGACUGUUUUUCACUACGUCAAACUUGGGCUGCAACGUACAAGUAUGUUUGUUUUCCAUAAAUCUUUUGACUUUUUUGUUCAUAAACAGGCAAAGGAUAGUCUACUUUUGCGAGACGGUGGAAAAUAAUCCAAAUUGUGAAGCUUGAAAGCAGAAUUUUGUCAUUUGUAGCUUCAAAACGCUGUUACAGUGGAUCAAAAUGGAUUUUAAUGUGUGUAUAAAUCAAUAAAGAAUCAAUCAAUCAACAGGAAAUGUAACAAAUAACCUAAAAAGUUCAAACUAUCUUCACAAACUACUGCUUUCUGUUAUCUUACUGACAGACUUGUAUGGUUUCGUACCUUGACAUGUUUCGAUUGCUAAGUUCCUUCAGUGUUUGGCUGUCAUGCCUACUGGUGUCUUGUGGCUUCUAGAAGACAGCCAUCCCAGGUGUGGGACAACAUAUAAGGCCCUUACAGAGCGCAAUGAGAAAGUCAGACAUAAACACGCCAGUAAAACCACAUGCAAAACAAUUACAAUCCAUCAAAGAAAAGGCUGAACAGGAGGACUUAAAAUUAGGCAUAUCAGACCAGAGCAAAUGGGGAAAAUUACAUCAUGGACUAGGAAAACACCAGUGUUAUUUGCCCUGAGAGCAGCAAGUACGACUGAUGGAUCCGGGAAGCUUAUAUUCAGCAGGAAAAGUUGUCGUCCUGUCAAUUUAGACAGGAUGACCAAACCUGCAUAAGAUCAGCUGAUAGCACACGUCAGAGCAACAUCACAUGACUCUUCCGAAGAAGACUGCAGAGUCUUAAAGGUCACAUAUAAUGCAAAAUGAACUUUUUCAGGCUUUUCUCGCAAAAAUAUGUGCCCCUGGCUUGUCCACAAUCCCCCCAAGAAUCAGAAGAAUCCAUUCCCUUCCCUACCAGCUUUCAGAAAACGUGUGCUGAAACAAGCCAUUCUCAGAUUUUCCCCUGAUGAUGUCGUGGGGAGUUAGCACCACCCCCAGGUUCGGUUGACCCUCCCGCUUAGGAGAAAGUCUGCCCUCCUCUCCUGAGAGCCACAUCCUUUAAGCCACAUACAUUUCCUGAAAGGGCAGAGUUAGACAGCUCAUUAACAUUUAAAGCUACAGACACAGAAACAGCUCGUUCUGAGCAGGGCUGAAUCAGAGGGUUUUUAAACAUGCAAAAAUCCAACACUGGAGUGUUUUUUUCAGCAACAGACUACACAGGCAUGUUUUGGGGACCUCAGAGACCAAAACAAACUAGUCUUAAAAGGGAAUAUAUAUGACCUUCUAACAGUCGAAACAUGUCAGUGAAUCACAAAACUGUACUCAUCUGUCAGUAAGAAAACACAGAAAUAAGUUAAUUUUACAGCUGUUGUUUGGACUAUUUGUUAGAUCUCGUGAAAUUAACAACUUCAGUUUAUGAAAAGAUAGGAAGCCCUAGUUUAACCUAAGUCUUGCAGGCCUCCUUACAUAAAGGAGUCUAAAGACGCAAAACAAGUCGGCUCACCAGGACGCUCUUCAGAAAGAUUUACUUUGCAACCAGUAAUAUUGAAAGGCAACAUGAUUUGCAAAUGUACAAGUGAGUAGCCAUCUUGAACAAUUUAACAGUUGGAUUACGUGCUUUUAAAGAUUGCUGCUCACUUACAUUUGCUGUAGAGGAUCGUGCAUGAAUUCUUGUACAGGAGCUUCCUGAUGUGCAGACUCUUUUUGCAUGUCUGUUUUUGUGACUCCUUUUCUAGUCGUCAAAAUUUUCAAAACUUCAUAUAUGACUUCUUUUCAAGCAACACAUCCCCCCUUUUUAAUGAGAAAUGGUAUGAAAAGGUACUAAAGCUGUAAAAAGCCACAGAUCUUCAACCUUAUUUUUAACUUAAAGCUGCUGUGAGCAAAAGAGAGCACUAAAUUGCACAAAUAUGAUGGCUAUGUUUUUACACAGAAACAUUGCUGUUGUAUUUAGUACAAUAUACUAAAGAGUGCAGGAGUUUGCCUGCAAUUUUUUGUUUUUAAGUAUAAGAAAUUGUCCUAAAUUGUGUGCCUCUGACAUCUUUUUUUUGUUGCAGUUGAAGUGAAACAGGCACAGAAAUUGUUUGAUUUGAGUGUAACCAUAUCUGACUUAAAAUGAUGGUAUUGUGAAAGCUCUAAAUCAUUGGAAAUCUGCUAAAGGAACAUCUAAGUUUUAGCUUCGUGUUAACACUUGUCACGCUGUUGUGAUAUUUUUAUCCUCUAUUGUCUUUCAGAGAUCACAACCACAUAAAGGUACUAAAUGCACCAUAGCAAGGGCAGCUUUUUCUGUUAAAUUCUAAGUUAUUUAAUAUUGAAAACUACUGACAUGAUUGGUGCAUUUUACUGUGUAACAACACUUUGAAUCAGAUUGCUCUUAAUCGUAAAUUCAGCCGUUGGUGUGUGGUUGGAUGAGCAGGGUAAUUCCAUUUUGUGAACACUCAUGUAUCACUUUAUUCAUUUUAAGCUCAGUUUUUUCAAAUGUUCUCUUAUUUUCUGUUCUGUAGUCCGACUCCCCGAUGUGACAGAAUCUGCUGUGAAUCUGUGGGACGGGUUUCUUUGUGUUUUAUUUGAAGAGCAAUGUUACACUUUUGUUUCACAGAUCUGGGAGAAAGUUGUAUUUAUUUAUUUUUAUUUUAUUGGACGCUUUGUGUCGAUGUCCAACGCCAUUUUCUAUCUACAACGUUUGUGUUAAAGAGGCAGGAGUCAGCAUGGUGGAUUUUCUUUUUUUAAUAAAGGCCAUUUUUGAA